GUCCUUCAGUGCUCUCUGUCACAGCAGCCCCCCCUGGCUGUGCGGCACGCUCGCCUGCUCACACUACCGGCAAGAUAAAACAAGCAAAACCCUGCUAGGAUACUGCUGGUGGGAGAGGGGAAAGCAAUAAAUUCAGGGUAAUCCAGCAAACAGAAACAAGAAGACACAUUCAAAAUAAUUGGAUAACACUCUGCCCCGGCUUACAGGUGCAGCAGUCUGCAGCAUUUUGAAGAACCAGUGCUUGUCUGCAAUACAACAGUAAAGAGAUAACCAAGCGCUCUCGUAGUAACAUCCUGUGAAGAUGAAGCGAACCCAGUAUCGCGCUCGCUCCAGACGCAGGAACUCUGAAUGCGGGGACUCGGCCAGCAGUGAGACAGGGAGAGCCAAACGGACAGUCAAGGAGAGCGACCCCUCAGAAGACACUGGGACUAUCCUGAGGAACCACAAGAGAGGAGCCGGGCGGAGCCACAGGGCAGGGGGUGUGGCCACAGGGAAGGGCAGGGAGCUCUCCCGGGAUGACCUGCUUUUUCUGCUCAGCAUGAUGGAGGGGGAGCUCCAGGCUCGCGAUGAGGUCAUCAUUGUCCUCAAAGCACAGAAGAUCGACUUGGCUCUGCUAGAAGCCCAGUACGGCUUUGUGACCCCACAGAAUGUCUUGCAGGCCCUCCAGAGAGAUGCCAUCCAGGGGAAGGCCACAGAGUGGCAGGAAGACAUUUACGAGAAGCCUGUGGCAGAAUUAGACAAGGUGGUGGAGAAGCAGAAGGAGACACACUGGCGCAUGUUAGAGCAGCUGCUGCUUGUUGAGAAAUCCCACAAGAAAAGCAUCUACGAGCUGGAGGACGAGAAGAGGAAGCACACGGAGUACAUGCAGAAGAGCGACGAAUUCACCACCCUGUUGGAACAGGAGUGUGAGAGAUUGAAGCUACUUACUGAACAGGAGAAAACCUACCAGGCACGAAAGGAGAAAGAGAACAACAAGAAAGUGGGCAAACUAAAGGAGGAGCUUACCAAGCUGAAAUCCUUUGCCCUUCUGGUGGUGGACGAGCAGCAGAGACUUUCCGAGCAGCUCACACAGCAGAGCAGCAAGGUCCAGGAACUAACAGCCAGCACUGCCCAGGCCCGGGAGAAGCUGAGUGCUGCCCACGCCAGGGCACAGGAAGAACAGCAUAAAGUCUGCUGUCUGGAGGCUGAGCUUCAAGACCAAGCCAACCACUUCCAUCAGGAGAAGGAGGCCAUGACUGCCAAGUUGACCAAUGAGGACGCCCAGAACCGGCAGCUCAAACAGAAGCUGGCCACUCUGAGCAGGCAGAUUGAUGAGCUGGAGGAGACCAACAAGACACUGAGGAAAACAGAGGAGGAACUCCAGGACAUGAGGGACAAGAUCAACAAGGGAGAGUGUGGCAACUCCGGUAUGAUGGCUGAGGUGGAGGAGCUGAGGAAGAGAGUGCUGGAGAUGGAAGGGAAGGACGAGGAACUCAUCAAGAUGGAGGACCAGUGCCGGGACCUCAAUAGAAAGCUGGAGAAAGAAUCUGGACAAAGCCGGAAUUUGAAGGGUGAGGUGGACAAGCUGAAUCGCAGGAUCAUGGAGCUUGAAAAGCUGGAAGAUGCUUUUGGUAAGAGCAAGCAAGAAUGUGGCUCGCUCAAGUGCAACCUGGAGAAAGAGAGGUCAGUGACCAAGCAGCUGUCUAAUGAGUUGGAUUCUUUAAAGGUGAGAAUCAGGGAGCUGGAGGCCAUUGAAUCCCAGCUGGAGAAGACAGAGCUUACACUGAAAGAGGACCUCAGCAAGCUCAAGACACUAACAGUCAUGCUAGUUGAUGAAAGGAAAUCCAUGGCAGAGAAGCUGAAGCAGACAGAGGAGAAGCUCCACUGUGCCACAGGAGAGUUGCAGACAGAACAAAAGAAGGUGACAUCAGUGACUGAGAAGCUAAUUGAAGAGAGCAAGAAAGCCCUGAAGUCCAAGGCAGAGCUUGAGGAGAAGAUGUAUAGUUCUACCAAGGACAGAGAUGAACUGAUAUCCAAAUUAAAGGCAGAGGAGCAAAGGGGAAAUGACUUGCAGUCUAAAGUUACAAUGAUGAAAAAGAGGAUGCAGUCCCUGGAAGCCAUGGAAAGGGAGUCUUUGAGGAACAAGGCCAAGCAGGAGCACAUAAAGGUUCCUCUAGCCACCCACUUAGACCAAGAUGACAAUAAAGUCAAAGAUUUAACACAAGAGGUGGAAAGACUGAGGCGUAAGCUGAAGGAGAUGAGGGCUGUGGAAGAUGACCUGGUGAAAACAGAUGAGUUUGAAUCUCUGGAAAAGAGGUACACCAAUGAGCAUGACAGGGCAAAUGCCCUAAUUGAGGAGCUGGAAGCCUCCAGACAGGAGUUAUCUAAAUACCAGCUAGCAGAGAAGGCAGAGUCCAACCAGGAGCACAUACUCUACAGACAGCUGAAAGAAGAGGAGGCCAAGUCCAGUCACCUCACAAGAGAAGUUGAAGCUCUGAAAGAAAAGAUACAUGAGUACAUGACAACUGAGGACUCAAUCUGCCAGCUGAGAGGAGAGCAAGGCAUGAUGCAAAGGAAACUGACACAGCAGGAGAGCAAGAACAAAGAGCUGGCUCGAGAAAUGGAAAACCUCACCAGGGAGCUAGAGAGAUACAGGCGGUUCAGCAAAAGCCUGAGGCCCGGAUUGAACGGCAGGAGGUUUUCAGACCUGCAGGUCUUCUCCAAGGAGGUGCAGACAGACCUGUCAGACAACGAACCCCCUGAUUACAAAAGCUUGGCUCCUUUAGAACGUGCUGUGGUCAAUGGAAAAUUGUAUGAGGAAAGUGAUCCCGAGGAUGAUCCCAAUUACAAUGAGCAGCCUCUCACCAAAUGCAACGCAUCAGUUGUCAACAAUGCCAACAACCUUAACAACAACAGAAAGACGAGGGUGCCCUGGGGGAAAGUCAGAGAAAGUCAUCACCCUCUGAACGGUAAAGUGACACCAAGGCAAAAUGGGAAUCGCAUGCAGCCAAGGGAUCUGGUUCUUACUCACACACCAGGUCGGCCCUUGCAAAUCAAAGUGACCCCGGACCAUGGGCAAAACACAGCCGUGUUGGAGAUCAGCAGCCCUACUUCAGAGAAUGCCCACUCUUACACAAGUACUGCCGUGAUCCCCAACUGUGGAGGUGUGCCCAAGCAGAGGAUAACCAUUAUCCAGAAUGCCUCAAUCUCCCCUGCAAGAUCUAAAGCCUCUCCCACUUCUGAUGGAUACUGCACCCCUGAAAGGGCCAUCUCGCCACUCACCAUGGCAACACACUCCAGAGCAAUAACCCCAGACUCAUGUGGCUCCAUAACCCCAGACAGGGCAAUGUCACCCAUCCAGAUAGUGGCCCUCACCAACGGUUCUUCAGAGCGAUCCCUAUCCACGGAGCCGGUGGAGGUCAGUGCCGGACACACAGUAUUCCGGGUGACACCAGAGAGACAGCAGAGUUGGCAACUGCAGAGGUCAAACAGUAUGAGUCCCAACAUCAUUACCGCUGAGGACAACAAAAUCCACAUCCAUUUAGGGAGCCCCUAUAUUCAGGCCAUUACCAACACAUCCAAGCCCAUGAGACUCUCCUGCCCUUCUGGUCAGGAGAACAGAACUCAAGUAUUAACAAACGGCACACCCGUUAAGUCUUCCAACAAAAUCACAAGCAGCAUCACAAUUACACCAGCAACCUCCCCGAUCCCACGGCCUUCACAAAUUACAAUCCCAGCAGAAGCAUUCCGGCGCCCAGGUCCAACUAGGAUUCCUAAACCGAAGGCUUGCAGUACGAGAGUACCGUCCAGCACAACCAGUACUCCUUUCAAAUCUCAGCCUCAACAAGUGAUCCAGUCAGGAAAAAGCCACUUUAUAAAAACUGUACCUGGCAACCUAAAUGUCACAAACCAGAAAUAAUGAACUGUCCUUAUAUUUUAUUUGAUUUGUGUGCAGAACAGAAGUCUGUAGCAACCCUUGCCAAACCCACUCUCGCAAAGUUAGGUUAAAUCAAUUUAUUAGCAUUUAUCAUGAAUCUCUAAGACACUUCAUCAAAGAAAGAUGGAAUGCUAUUUGUAUUACAGUAUGUUACUGGAAUGGUUUUGGGCUCUUAACUUACCAAAUGAUAAUGAAGUUAAUGCUAAACGAACGGCAAUACAAUUACCAUUUGAUUGAACAUUACACAUGGAACCAUCAGAGCCAAGGAGCUGUGCUCGGGUAUUUUUAUACAAUCCCCCAUACUUAAUAUGCCACCUGCAUGUUGCCAAUAUCAGUCAUAGCUAGGAUGCUAAUCUGUACAGACCUGCUCUUACCUUGAAAGAUUGCAUUAAAUAUAAAGUAUUUUUGCUGGAUGUACAGAAAAAUGUAUGAUAAACUUAAAAAAUGUAUAUAUUAAUACAUUUCUGGGUUUUUUGUGCUUUUUUUAUUCGUUGUAUUUAAAACAUAUUGUUGGUUUAUUUUGUUGAUGUAUUAAACCGAAAAUGACUCAUAUUGAAAGUGUAUAAUAGGCUAGUUAUAUUAAGCAAGUUUACGUGAUGUUCUCCUGUGCUUCGAGCUAAAAGAGUUAAAGGUACAUAGUUAUUGUUUAGAGACAAUAUUACAUGACAAUAUUGGGAGUACUGGCUGGUAGGAGCACUCACAUUAGUCCAGGGUAUCCAAGGUUCACUAGAAUUUGACAGAUCUAUUCACAACCAAUCACAAUACAAAGAACUUCUAAGAGCAUACAAAGCAGCAUCCGUCAGGUGACCCACUUGCACCCAAUCAUUCCGGAGCUUAGGCGAUAGGAUAGGAUAUACAGAUGGGAAAGAUAUAAAGAACUGCUAAGAAUACACUACUCAGCCCUGUCAAAUGGAAAGGUUGAGACGUAGCACUUUCGCUAGAUUCAAUAAGCAGAAUGAAGUUUGUUUUCAUUGUACUCAGGUGCACACUAUGUGGAGGUCUAUGAGUAAUUCUAGAUUAAAAGGGGAACUGUACUCAAAAUAACAAGGCUCUCUAAAUGCCCUGUAUACAUAACAAAUGUGUCUCGCUGCGCUAAUUUUGUUUAAAAAGUCAAGCUUUUGGCCAGUAUUUCAAUUUUUUUGUCAGCUUUCUAGGUCAGCUGGAAAUGCAGGCAGCCGCCUUAUUGGAACCUUUCUGGCGCCGCUGUUACAUCAUAUCGUUGACAGCCACCCACACCAGUGAACGCUGGCAGGGUGAAUUAUUACAAAGCAUUUGGGUGCAAAAAUAACAAAAGGAAAAAGAGUAACUAAAGGUAUGUUUGUGUGCCUAAGCCUUAAACCAACAAAGGGCG
Messenger RNA from Acipenser ruthenus (sterlet), 5267 nucleotides. RefSeq names its product filamin A-interacting protein 1-like. The coding region runs from base 302 to 3898 and encodes 1198 amino acids. The transcript has 6 exons. NCBI's taxonomy places the organism in Eukaryota, Metazoa, Chordata, Actinopteri, Acipenseriformes, Acipenseridae. The record is from RefSeq and is a predicted model, not a curated record.